Molecule: messenger RNA, 6345 nt
Organism: Loxodonta africana (African savanna elephant)
Lineage: Eukaryota; Metazoa; Chordata; Mammalia; Proboscidea; Elephantidae
Gene: FMNL2
Product: formin like 2
Exons: 27
Coding region: 429-3686 (1085 amino acids)
Biological process (GO): cell migration; regulation of cell shape; cortical actin cytoskeleton organization
Cellular component (GO): cytosol
Molecular function (GO): small GTPase binding; actin filament binding
Source: RefSeq, a predicted model, not a curated record
UUGUCUGCUCGUGGUGCUCGCCGAGCGAGCGUUGUGGUCGCGGGCGGGGGGCUGCAAGUGUCAGCGGCGGCCGCGGCCCCAGCGACAGAGCGACUAGGUGGGACCACGCGUCCGCUCGCCGCGAUCGCUGGCAGGGGGCGGUGUGCAAGUGGAGCAACAUGCAGAUAGGCGCCUGGCGCCCUGAAGACCCCUCCCGAGGAAAAGAGGCCGGGGCUGUGCUGGCGCGGCGGGGAGCAUGAGGGAGGCCGGGGGGCAGCUCGGCUCGGAGCGCUGCUAGGGAGCGGCGCGCGCUGCACACUCGCCGGGGCGCGGCGUAGGGCGGGGAGCCGGGCAGGUCGCGCCAGCGGGCAGGAGCCGGCCGCCAGGAGGUGUUCUCAUUGCCGACGCGGACGCAAGGGGCGCGGAGCAGCCCCCGGCCCGCCGCGGACAUGGGCAACGCGGGGAGCAUGGAUUCGCAGCAGACCGAUUUUAGGGCGCACAACGUGCCUUUGAAGCUGCCGAUGCCGGAGCCAGGUGAACUGGAGGAGCGAUUUGCCAUCGUGCUGAAUGCUAUGAACCUACCUCCUGACAAAGCCAGGUUACUGCGGCAGUAUGACAAUGAGAAGAAAUGGGAACUGAUUUGCGAUCAGGAACGAUUCCAGGUGAAGAACCCUCCCCAUACAUACAUUCAGAAGCUCAAAGGCUAUCUGGAUCCAGCUGUAACCAGGAAGAAAUUCAGGCGGCGUGUUCAAGAAUCUACACAAGUGCUGAGAGAGCUGGAAAUUUCUUUAAGAACCAAUCACAUUGGGUGGGUCAGAGAGUUUUUGAAUGAAGAAAACAAAGGUCUUGACGUUCUGGUGGAGUAUCUGUCCUUUGCACAGUACGCAGUAACUUUUGACUUUGAAAGUGUGGAAAGCACUGUGGAGAGCUCGAUGGACAAAUCAAAGCCCUGGAGCAGGUCCAUUGAGGACCUGCACAGAGGGAGCAACCUGCCCUCACCUGUGGGCAGCAGCGUGUCCCGCUCUGGGAGACAUUCUGCACUACGAUAUAAUACUUUGCCAAGCAGAAGAACCUUGAAAAACUCAAGACUAGUGAGUAAAAAAGAUGAUGUCCACGUGUGUAUCAUGUGUUUACGUGCCAUCAUGAAUUAUCAGUAUGGUUUCAACAUGGUCAUGUCUCAUCCACACGCUGUCAACGAGAUUGCACUGAGCUUGAACAACAAGAAUCCCAGAACAAAAGCCCUUGUCUUAGAGCUGUUGGCUGCUGUUUGUCUGGUCAGAGGCGGGCAUGAGAUAAUUUUAUCAGCAUUUGAUAACUUUAAGGAGGUUUGCGGAGAAAAACAACGUUUUGAGAAGCUGAUGGAACAUUUCAGGAAUGAAGACAAUAACAUCGAUUUUAUGGUGGCCUCUAUGCAGUUUAUUAAUAUUGUAGUACACUCAGUAGAAGACAUGAAUUUCAGAGUUCACCUCCAAUAUGAAUUCACCAAAUUGGGCCUGGAUGAAUACUUGGAUAAGCUGAAACACACUGAGAGUGACAAGCUGCAGGUACAGAUUCAGGCUUACCUGGACAACGUGUUUGAUGUGGGAGCUCUGCUGGAAGAUGCUGAAACCAAGAAUGCAGCCUUGGAGAGGGUGGAAGAACUGGAAGAAAACAUUUCUCAUUUGUCCGAGAAACUUCAAGACACGGAAAAUGAAGCCAUGUCCAAGAUUGUGGAACUGGAAAAGCAGCUCAUGCAGAGGAACAAGGAGCUGGAUGUUGUCCGAGAAAUCUACAAAGAUGCAAAUACCCAGGUUCACACAUUAAGAAAAAUGGUCAAGGAAAAAGAAGAAGCCAUUCAAAGACAGUCUACCCUGGAAAAAAAGAUCCAUGAACUGGAGAAACAAGGGACCAUUAAAAUUCAGAAGAAAGGGGAUGGGGAGAUCGCUAUACUGCCAGUCGUGGCCUCAGGCACAUUGCCUGUGGGGUCCGAAGUGGCAGUUGGUACCUAUGUUGGACCAGUAACGGGGGCCGCCACCUCAGGGCCCUUGCCCCCCCCUCCCCCACCACUACCUCUGUCAUCAGAUGCACCUGAAGCAGUGCAAAAUGGUCCAGUAACACCACCUAUGCCGCCACCCCCGCCUCCACCACCCCCGCCACCCCCUCCCCCACCCCCUCCCCCACCUCCUCCUCUCCCAGGACCUGCAGCCGAGACUGUGCCAGCUCCUCCUUUACCGCCCCCACCGCCCCCCUCUGCACCCCCACUGCCUGGAACAUCCUCGCCCACAGUGGUUUUCAACUCAGGAUUAGCAGCUGUGAAAAUUAAGAAGCCAAUCAAGACAAAGUUCAGAAUGCCGGUUUUCAACUGGGUUGCCCUGAAGCCCAAUCAGAUCAACGGCACAGUCUUCAAUGAAAUUGAUGACGAACGCAUUCUGGAGGACUUAAAUGUGGAUGAGUUUGAGGAAAUAUUCAAGACAAAAGCCCAAGGUCCUGCCAUUGAUCUUUCUUCAAGCAAACAGAAGAUAACACAGAAGGGAUCAAACAAAGUGACCUUACUAGAAGCAAAUAGGGCAAAAAACCUUGCCAUCACUUUAAGGAAGGCUGGAAAGACUGCCGACGAGAUAUGUAAAGCUAUUCAUGUAUUUGACUUGAAGACGUUGCCUGUAGACUUUGUAGAAUGUUUGAUGAGGUUCUUGCCAACUGAGAAUGAGGUGAAAGUGCUUCGACUUUAUGAGCGGGAAAGGAAGCCCCUGGAGAACUUGUCAGAUGAAGACCGAUUCAUGAUGCAGUUCAGUAAAAUUGAGAGGCUCAUGCAGAAAAUGACCAUCAUGGCUUUUAUUGGGAACUUUGCUGAAAGCAUUCAGAUGCUGACUCCUCAACUACACGCAGUUAUAGCAGCAUCUGUCUCUAUAAAGUCAUCUCAAAAACUCAAGAAAAUUCUGGAGAUCAUCUUGGCCCUUGGAAACUAUAUGAAUAGCAGUAAACGAGGAGCAGUUUAUGGAUUUAAACUUCAGAGUUUAGAUCUGCUCUUAGAUACAAAGUCAACAGACCGGAAGCAAACCCUGUUGCACUAUAUAUCCAAUGUUGUGAAAGAAAAAUAUCACCAAGUGUCCCUGUUUUAUAAUGAGCUUCAUUAUGUGGAGAAAGCUGCUGCAGUCUCCCUGGAGAAUGUUUUAUUGGAUGUUAAGGAGCUCCAGAGGGGCAUGGACUUGACCAAGAGGGAGUACACCAUGCACGACCACAACACGCUGCUGAAGGAUUUCAUCCUCAACAACGAGGGGAAGCUGAAGAAGCUGCAGGAUGACGCCAAGAUUGCACAGGAUGCCUUUGAUGAUGUUGUAAAGUACUUUGGAGAAAACCCCAAGACGACACCACCCUCUGUCUUCUUUCCAGUCUUUGUCCGGUUUGUGAAAGCCUAUAAGCAAGCAGAAGAGGAAAAUGAGCUGAGAAAAAAGCAGGAGCAAGCUCUCAUGGAGAAACUCCUGGAGCAAGAAGCUCUGAUGGAGCAGCAGGAUCCAAAGUCUCCUUCUCAUAAAUCAAAGAGACAGCAGCAAGAAUUAAUUGCAGAGUUAAGAAGGCGACAAGUUAAAGAUAACAGACAUGUAUAUGAGGGAAAAGAUGGUGCAAUUGAAGAUAUUAUCACAGCUUUAAAGAAGAAUAAUAUCACUAAAUUUCCAAAUGUUCACUCGAGGAUCUUAGAAACCAGCCAUACAGACGAGCCGAUGCGGUGAGGAGAAGUGUCAGGCGGCGCUUUGAUGAUCAGAACUUGCGUUCUGUUAAUGGUGCCGAGAUAAUGUGAGCUCAAGACCCACCUGCAUGAAUAGAGGGUGUGCGUGAAUGAACCUGUGUCCACAGGAAAGUGCUAGUUAUGGCAACCCUGAACACCGAUAAAAAUAUUAAGGGCUCAGAUUUAGCAAAUACAUAGGAAUAUUAAAAAUAAUGGGCUCUCCUUUCAACUGUUAACAAGUGCCUAAAAGUGGAAGUACCUGCUUAGAUUAAUCAAAGCAAUAGGAUCUGAUUUUUAAACCAGUAUGUUAUUCAGUUUUUUAACCAAAAUGUAAAUUUCAUAUUACAUUCAUUGCCUGUCAUUGUGAUUGUCCCACGAUGGCCCACCCUGGUUUCCCAAGUUGUAAAUAACAUGGAUGCAUCUGCUGAGGGCUACUGUUGCUGAGCUAUCUUUUAAGGAAUUAAUUCUGUUUUGGCCAUACCCAUUAACUUUGUAUUUUUAAGGGCUUUCAACAUGGGAGAAGGGAAUAAAUGAUAAGCUUCUCCUUCUGACCAUAACCAAGCGCAAACCGAAUGCAGCUGCAGUGGCACGGAAGUCCCUCAACCCUUGGUCUCGUUUCACAUUCCACAUCUGUGCCAGGGCCUGAUGCCCAGUGAGUGACAUUCACAGGCAUGAAUGCAAGGCUAUGAUGGCACAAAAAUGUGUUAUUUGCAGUACUGUUCUUCAGCUAGAGGCAGCUUUUUAAAUAAUACAAAUGUAUUUAUUAGCACUAAAAUUAACAUCUCAGUAAUCAGUACUAGGAUUUCUGAGGACCCUUAUGGGUCAACCCUGAGAACAGAAAUUGGUGCCUUGCUAGUCAAGCCAAGGAGAGAAGUUUACUAGCUCUAUAGAUAAGCAUUCAAGAUGACAUCUGCUGGGAGCAGUGUUAGUAACAGGCCUUAUUCUCCUGACAAUCGCAGGGUUUACUUUUUUUUUAAUUGGAGAAGAUACUUUUGUCAUCUGUAUCAAAGCUGUUAAGAAGUUCUUGUAUUUCCCAGAUUACUUUAUGGGGAAUUGGAAUAAAGUUGCUGAAAUAUUCACAUUGGAGUUAAAUGAUAUUUAAUGGGACUAAAUGGCCAACUAAGCCACUUUUUUUCCUUCCUCUCUGGCAGGGCACUUGAUUCAUUCCAAAGUUUAAAAACAAACAAAAAAAAACUGGACUGAAGCUAAAUUUGUACUUUUCAUAACAUUGUUUCUGGCUUACCUUCUUGGUACAUUAUAUCAAUUAUUAAUUGUAAAGUUUAUUGUAUAGUAUUUAACCACUGAAUUUCCUAUUUUAUGUUGUGCUUCCGUGAGCCCCUUGGUGAAAGCCCCAUUUUCCUUGGAUAAUAUGUAGUUAUAUGAUCUCUCUUUAAAUGUACAGAUAUUUUGCUAUAAAAUUGGUGCAGUUUUUUAUGGUUUUUACACUUCUCUUUAAUUCCCUCCUAAGCCUAUGGGUAAUAUUGUACAUAUUGUUUAAAAAUGCAUCAGCCUAUGCUAUACAAUCUGAAUGUUAUUUUAACUUAUAGUUUUUUUUUUAAUAUAUAUAUUUAAACUACAGUUUUAGGGAUCAGUUACCACAUUUCAUUUUCAUGUACCUAUUUACAGAAAGAUUACCUUUAAACUGUCACCUGCCGGCACACUUCCAUAAAUGUGUACUUUAAAAAGAACAUGCUAAGAUUUUGUCUUUCUGUUGAUUACACAUUCUGAUGAAAAUAGCAAUCUGACCGUGAAAUAACCUAAGUAGUUGGUCCUUAACCACAAAACAGCUGUUUUCCAAAGCUGAAUACUGACAACGCGUAUUUCAAAAUAAUUGCCUGUUUAUUAAUCUACAAAUGGACAAUAAUGUUGGCAUGUUCUUUUCUGUUUAUUAAUGGGCCUGCUUCUUAGCAAUAUUAGAAAUGUUUUAUAAAAGCAGUUCAUGUUACUUUUCUGGUCUUUUCAUGGCAUAUGAGCAAAUAAACUAUUUACACUACUAUCCUGUAAUACGUUGUAGUCUGUUAAUGGAACAUUUUGUGGGGUGGGGCAAUUAAGCAGUAUGUAGACUUCUAUAAAUACAUGUGUCUUGCUAAUUGCACUUUGAAUCUUUUUGGUCCAUUUUAGGAAAAACCCCUCUUAAUCACUUGCUGUAUGAAAUGUAGGAACCAAAUAGAUUUUGAUAGGGAUACAUCUCCAAAAUCACACUUAUAAACUGCUUCCAGAGAAACAGCACUCUUUUUUUUGUGAGACAUUGCCCCUUCAAUCUUAUUUUAAAACAUUAGGGUAGUGUGUAUAUACCGAUACGUACAUGUGAACUGCACAGCGGUAACCCUGCAUCCACCAACUACAUCGGUUGACAAGAUACCUAUAGGCACUUAAGGCCAUUUGCCAGCCACCACUGCACACAUGGAAACCCUGGUGGUGUAGUGGUUAAGUGCUAUGGCUGCUAACCAAAAGGUUGGCAGUUCGAAUCUGCCACGUGCUCCAUGGAAACUCUAUGGGGCAGUUCUACUCUGUCCUACAGGGCCACUAUCGACUUGACAAGCACUGGGUUUGGUUUUUUUUGGUAUUGCACACAUACUAAUAUCAGUAAUGACUCAAGUCAUCAAGAAAAGUGUAAUAUUUAAGUCUUUUUAUAAAAGCAAGGAAAACCUGAAAAAUUCAUU